UAGUUUUCCAGGAUGGGUCGUUAGAUGGCGCUGUCGGGGAACGAGCCGCAGCGACGGAGAGCCUCUGGCCCCACGAGUACGCGGGGGCUCCAUCGGCUCCAUCGAGCACAUCGAGAAGCUCCUCGGCGUUGUUGCACCCGGUGCCGCGCGGUCUGCAGCAGGGUGUCACUCAUUCAAAGGCAGAUUCUCGCAGUUCUUCUCACAUUCAGACCCGGGAAAGGAGGACCAUCGACGCACCGGAUUGCCGCUGAAGUUGUCCACGCACACGCACGGACACUGACGCACGCGCGCGCGCGCGCACACACACACGCAUCGGUCAGCUGUCGGAGCGGGGAAGUUGCCCGCUGCGCCGCGCGCCCCGUCGAUCCCCGGGACCCUGUUUUUUUUUUUUAAGUUAUGCUUUCCACGCCGGUUGUCACGCGGGCUUGGAGAAUGUUGAGAGGAGCCGCGGCUUUCUACGUGUGUGGGGAAUGAUCCCGACCUGCAGCGACCUUUCCAUUAUGGUGAGAAGAUGUCUUCUCACUUUCAAACCCUUCAGGAUCUUCGUGGCGGGGAUCGGCUUCUUCAGCCUGUGCUUCCUGAUGACCUCCCUCGGGGGCCAGUUCUCGGCCAAGAGGCCCGCGGACUCCCCCUUCACGGUGCGGGCUGAAGUGCUCAGCGGACAUGAAUCUCGUGGGGUGCUGAGGAAAAUCAGCGACAUGCUGGAGGUCAUAAUGAAGCGGAUGGAUGCUCUGUCUAAACUGGGCAACACCACGGACACCCACAGGCUGGAGGAGCUCAGCUCGGCCCUGGACAGGUACGGCGCCUCCUACGCAAUGGAGGGAGGAUGCUCGCCGAAUUACAGCCUGCAGGUGAUGCCACAGGAGGAAACUGCCAAUUGGAUGCGCGCUCGUUGGACCUCCGACCCUUGCUACGCCUUCUAUGGCGUGGACGGCUCCGACUGCUCCUUCCUGGUCUACCUGAGCGAGGUGGAGUGGUUCUGCCCCCCACUGGCCUGGAGGAACCAGACCGCCACCCCCACCUUGCAGCCUCCGCCCAAGAUACAGGCUGUCUUGCGGUCCGACGUCGGGGCCCUGCUGGAGCAGGUGGGCGCCGGGAAGGAGUCGCUGAGCUUCAUGAAGCGGCGCAUUCGCAGGAUGGCGGCGCAGUGGGCCGCGGCGGCCCGGCGGCUGGAUGACAAGCUGCGCCACCACCGGAGGGAGCAGCAGAGGGUUCUAGUUCAUGUGGGCUUUCUGACCGAGGAGUCCGGGGACGUCUUCAGCCCCAAAGUGCUGAAGGGGGGGCCUCUGGGUGAGAUGGUGCAGUGGGCCGACAUCCUCACAGCCCUCCACGUGCUGGGACACGACCUCAAGAUCUCCGUCUCCCUCAAGGAGCUGCACGGGUUUUUGGGGGUCCCUCCGGGAAGAGGAAACUGCCCUCUGACCGGACCCCUGCCCUUUGACCUCAUCUACACCGACUACCACGGCCUGCAGCAGAUGAAGCAUCACAUGGGCCUGUCGCUGAGGAAGCACAAGUGCCACAUCCGAGUGAUCGACACCUUCGGCACGGAGCCGGCUUACAACCACGAGGAGUACGCCACCCUGCACGGCUACAGGACCAACUGGGGCUACUGGAACCUGCGCGGCCAGCAGUUCAUGACCAUGUUCCCACACACUCCAGAUAACUCCUUCAUGGGUUUUGUGGCGGAGGAGCUGAACGAGACGGAGCGGCGGAACAUCCAGCGGAACAAGGUCCACAACAUGGCCGUUGUGUACGGCAAGGACGCCAGCAUGUGGAAGGGAAAAGAAAAGUUCCUGGCCAUUCUGCAUCGCUACAUGGAGAUCCACGGCACGGUCUACUAUGAGACGCAGCGUCCUCCAGAGGUGCCCACCUUUGUUAAGAACCACGGCCUGCUGCCUCAGCAGGAGCUGCAGCAGCUGCUCAGACAGGCCAAGCUCUUCAUCGGGUUUGGCUUCCCCUACGAAGGUCCCGCCCCUCUGGAGGCCAUAGCCAACGGUUGCAUCUUCCUGCAGCCCAAGUUCAAUCCCUCUCACAGCUCUCUGAAUCAUGACUUCUUCAGAGGGAAGCCCACCUCCAGGAAGGUGUCCUCCCAGCAUCCCUAUGCAGAGCAGUACAUUGGCAGGCCGCAUGUCAUCACCAUCGACUUCAAUAACUCUGAAGAGUUUGAUGCGACCGUCCGUGAGAUCAUGAGGAUGAAUGUGAAGCCCUUCUUGCCGUAUGAGUACACCUGUGAGGGGAUGCUUGAAAGAGUUCACGCCUACAUUCAGAACCAGGACUUCUGUCGCCCCGAAGCUCCGUUCCCUCCGGUCAACUCGUCCUGGCUCGCCGGCGCUUCGGGCCCUUUCGUCCUCCCGCCCAACUCCAGCCUCCUCACCUGGGGCGCCAACGCCGGCGCCCACGCGGCGUGGCCCCCGCUCAGCGCGCUGCGCCUCCUGGCCUCGCCGGAGGGCCAGUCGUGCGUGAGGGCGUGCCGGACCGCGGGACUCGUCUGCGAGCCCGCGUUCUAUCGCUUCAUCAACAUCCGGGAGGCCUUCAGCGCACUGGACCUCCAGUGUGACGGGUUGGAGUCGGAGAUGAACCACCUGUUCCCCGCCUUCUCAGCGGAGCAUGCGGAAUGCGGCCUGCAGCGGGACCCGCUGCUGUUCAGCUGCGCCGGCUCCAGUGGCCGAUACCGGCGCCUGUGCCCCUGCAGGGACUAUCGCGUGGGCCAGGUGGCGCUGUGCAGAGACUGCCUAUGACUGGAGGAGGGUGCUUUGUAGUCGCCCCGUGGCACGUGAACUCUACUCUCAGGGAGCUGCAUGAUUGUACUUUGAAUGUGGUGGGUUUGAGGCUUUUCGACGUGGCUGCAGCGGGACCACAGUUGGCGACGCGAGGUCUCGGCGGUAAAACCACCAGCGGUCGAACUGAAAACGUUGAUUUAAAAAGAAACAUUGCAAAUGCUUGAAAUUCACAAGUGUGUUUUUUUUCGGUGUUGUGUGAAUACCUACAGUCAUAGUGGAGUUUGGAUAUUUGUACUAGAUGCACCCAAAGGCAUUUGCACCAUGUUGAGAUGUACUAUUUUACAUGUCAUGUAACAAAUAUAUUUGUACAUAAGUGUUGUUUAAUAAAAUACAGGCAAAGAGUAAUCGAUGCCUUAUUAUUUGCGGGAA
Pungitius pungitius (ninespine stickleback) is the source of this 3149-nucleotide messenger RNA. Its product is annotated as alpha-1,6-mannosylglycoprotein 6-beta-N-acetylglucosaminyltransferase B-like. Gene Ontology annotation, cellular component: Golgi apparatus. The transcript is spliced from 16 exons. Gene Ontology annotation, molecular function: alpha-1,6-mannosylglycoprotein 6-beta-N-acetylglucosaminyltransferase activity. Gene Ontology annotation, biological process: protein N-linked glycosylation. Bases 471 to 2738 code for a protein of 755 amino acids. Lineage: Eukaryota; Metazoa; Chordata; Actinopteri; Perciformes; Gasterosteidae. The record is from RefSeq and is a predicted model, not a curated record.